This is a messenger RNA of Marasmius oreades (fairy-ring Marasmius), 1096 nucleotides long. RefSeq lists its product as uncharacterized. Gene Ontology annotation, molecular function: 5'-nucleotidase activity. Gene Ontology annotation, biological process: deoxyribonucleotide catabolic process. The transcript has 4 exons. The record is from RefSeq and is a predicted model, not a curated record. Lineage: Eukaryota; Fungi; Basidiomycota; Agaricomycetes; Agaricales; Marasmiaceae. The coding region runs from base 103 to 627 and encodes 174 amino acids.
CGAUUGUUUACUUGUAUUGAAGCCGCAAAAUGAAUCGGUUUCUCGGCCUUCCCCAAUGUCUGUUGCAGCUUGAGUCGUCUUCCCAUUUCUCAAGGAAAGGACAUGCCGGAACAUUUGAACGCAGAGCCCGAAUUGCUUUUGAAACUUCUCUCGCACACAUCACCUCCAGGCUCUACUGGACCUGUGAUCGCCAUAGAUUUGGAUGAUGUUCUAUCUCAGACCAAUCGUGAAAUUUGUGAAUGGCAUAACGAAGUAUAUGGAACCAAAAUGGAACUUUCGGACUUCUACUAUUUUUAUUACUGGAAGAAUCCGUACUGGGGAAAUCUUCAAGAGACCUUCAGCAAGGUUAAAGACUUCUACGCCACGCAAAGAAUCUACGAUGCUCAACCCGUAGCGGGUGCGCGAGAAGGUGUUCAAGCUUUGCGAGACAUGGGCUUCCGGUUGAUUAUCGUCACCGCGAGAUCCCGAGAUGUACAAGAAGAUAGUUGGAAAUGGGUUGAUAAAUGGUUCCAUGGUGAGUACUUAGACUUAAUCUCCACCUGUGGUUCUCAGUUUACGGAUUUUCGUUUGAGGUUUGUUCGAUUCUGUUGUUUGUACCGGCCAAUUUACCGACGCAGAUACGAAUAGUCGAGAAGUUGUCACCAAACUCAGCAAAGCAGAAGUCUGUGAUGGCCUGAAUGCCAUCUUGUUGAUAGACGAUUCUUCUGAGAAUGCAUUGCAAGUUUCAACCGCCUCUCCACCGAUACGGCGAACUCCUGUGCUAUUAUUUGGAGACUAUGAGUGGAACUCGAGGUUAACAUCUGCAGCAGAUGCAAUCGACACGCGUUUCAGAUUGAGGGUGGUAAGGAGUUUUGGAAGGAGGAGAGAUUAGAAGAUCAUAUACCAGAAGGCACGCCGUUGCAUAGAGUAAAGGACUGGGCGGCGGUCAUUCGCUGGGUGAAGCAUGCAAAAGAGGAAGGAAGAUUAUAGAAAGCUCAUUCAAAUAGCGUCGUAUGCUAGCGUAUAAUUAAUAUAGCAAAACCGAGUUGUGGACAUUCCUUGUAGUGGUGAUAGUAAUAAACUAUUUUGGCAUCCAGUCUCGUCUCGGGAGCCGUCA